Molecule: messenger RNA, 648 nt
Organism: Acanthamoeba castellanii str. Neff
Lineage: Eukaryota; Discosea; Longamoebia; Acanthamoebidae
Exons: 6
Coding region: 1-648 (215 amino acids)
Source: RefSeq, a predicted model, not a curated record
AUGCGCACCACCCGCAACAGCGUGAUUCGGCGUCGGGCAGAGUGCUCGCCGAAGACGCGCAAGUGCUGGAUCGGGCGAAAGGAGCACGGGGUGCCUGGCGAAGACGACAACAUACAGGAACUGCCGCUCACCCACUACUACUCGAUCACGGGCCACGCCAUCAAGCUGCGCAUUUCUCACGCCAACGACUGGAAGGUUCCCAGCGAAGAUGGCGAAGAGACCACCACAGACUUCAUCAACAAAGUGAUCCUCGAUGAGGAGCUAGAUGAUCGAUGGUUUGCUUAUGGGUGCGGGGCGCUAUUGGCCAGCGUCUUCGUCGCCCUGAUCUUUAUUUCCAAGAGAGAGGUCUGUAUUAUUGACAAAAGCGACAACGUCCUGGCCAUCAUCCGCAGCAAUGCGUGGAGCCGACAAGAGGAGGUGUACAACUGGCAAGACGUUGGGCUGGUGGAGAUCCACAGAGCUACCCAGAACCGAAAGACAGACUUCAACAUCUUCUUCAACAUCGAGCCCUUUUCCUCUUGGGUGCCCCUGUCCCAGCAUGGGACCUACGCAUCAGAGGAGGAGGCAGAGGAGAUAUGCUCAGAGAUAAGGGAUUUCAUUGGCCUCACCUCUUGGCAGAACCUCUUGCAGCUGAAGAAGCUGAGCUGA